Patella vulgata (common limpet) is the source of this 3236-nucleotide messenger RNA. Its product is annotated as QRFP-like peptide receptor. The record is from RefSeq and is a predicted model, not a curated record. The transcript is spliced from 10 exons. NCBI's taxonomy places the organism in Eukaryota, Metazoa, Mollusca, Gastropoda, Patellidae. Gene Ontology annotation, biological process: G protein-coupled receptor signaling pathway. Gene Ontology annotation, cellular component: membrane. Gene Ontology annotation, molecular function: G protein-coupled receptor activity. Bases 73 to 1608 code for a protein of 511 amino acids.
AGGAUAACGGAGUUAUCAGGUUGGCCGCGGUGAUAUGUACGCCGAAUAGUAAGCAAAUGUCAAACUUUAUGUAUGUGGCAACCCAUGAUGACAGUAGAUAUAACAGUUGACGUAAAUGAAACAACGAGCUUUGUCACUGAAGAUUCUACAGGCAUCACUCACGUCCUGGAACAAAACUCGACUGUGUCCUUCGUGGAGAUCAGUAGUACUUUAUCUAUAAAUCCUUUGGGUGUAGCUGACAAUGACACAUUGAAAAACGUGUCCACAGAUUCGCCUCUUGUUGAUAACGACCCUACUGAAGUUAGCAGAAAAAUCGGUGACCCAACAUCUGAUAGAUGUUCCAUAUUAGAUGAAUUCGGUUCCUGGGAUUUCUUUUAUAAAUACUCAAGAGAUGAAGUGAGUGAGUUGAUGUGUGUCUGUAAUGGUUUGUGUAUUGAUGAUAUUGAACCCCCUGCUGGGGUUGAUGGAGAGGAUGAUGACGACCCAGAUGGAGACGAAUUUUUAUCAGAAGAAGAAGACCGUGUUACUUUUGUGGCGGUAACCACUGUUUAUUCCGCUAUAUUUGGUUUUGGCUUAAUAGGAAAUGUCCUAACUAUAUGUGGACUGGUGUUUUGGAUGAAAAGUCGGUCGGCAACUUUUCUUUUAAUCUUGGGACUAGCUUGUUCCGAUCUUCUUGUUGUCUUGGUUUGUCUGCCACUAAAGGAAAUAGAAUUUUUUCGCAUCUCUACUAUAUUCGAAGGAUAUAUCUGCAAGAUUGUGUACUAUAUUAAAGAUUUCAGCUUAGCUUGCUCAGUCCUGACGCUAACAGUCAUUAGUUUCGAAAGGUUUUACGCCAUUUGCUAUCCGCUAAAAGCCCAGUUCCGGUGUAAUACGAGACGGGCGCGUGUUCUGAUAGUGAUUAUUUGGUUGACAUCAGCAGUUCUGGCCUCGCCCACAAUUAUAGCCAUGAAGAGUUAUAAAAGUGCAUGGACCAACACUAAUCUGUGUCACAGCAACUUUCAAGACUCUCUGCACACGAAGUUAUACUUCAUAUAUUUCCUGGCGAUUCUGUACGUGUUACCAUUGACAGUGAUGUGCUACACAUAUGGUCGAAGUUGUCUGGCACUGUGGCGUAGUGCUAAGAUAGUCCGGAACAUGCAGGGCAAGGAUAUCAAGAAGAAAUGUGUUGAUGAAUCCGAUGCUUCUUCCGGCUACUCAUCAACAACUAUCGGACAAACAAACAGCAAAAUUGACAAAACAACUAAAGACAAGGAACAGUCGGCCAACACAGUGGAAAAACGAAAGCAGGUACUUCAGUUAUUGUUGAGUCUAUUGGUUGUGUUUGUCGUCUGUUGGGGACCUACCCUCGUUAUACACGUAUUAACAGCUUUUAACAUUCGUAUAUCACACUUCUAUAUAACACGACUAACGGCAGAGACAUUGGCUUUCUUCAACAGUUGUCUGAAUCCUUAUCUCUUUAUGGCCAUGUCAAGUCAGUUUAGAAAGACAUUGUAUAAGAAGUUAUCGUGUGGUGGUAAAGAUAUAUCAAGCCAGUCUACGGCGUUGGGUAGUAAAUUUACUGCCAGUUCCACGGGUAUCAGCACAUUAUCCGUUGAUAAAUAUGCCUAGUUGUAUCUUAUGACAUUGCAAUAUCGCCGACUGUUAACGAAGGGAACAGUUUUGUAGAUUCAAGUGUUAGUGAACUGUAUCAAUCUUCGGCAUUACAUGUACUUGUAUUUCACUGUUGUGUCGUGAUAUUCUUCUAUUCGUAUUCAAUUUGAAUGUUUGUCAUUAACUGUAGCAAUGGCUGCACGCAUUAUUAGAUCAUUAACUAUUGCUACAUUACAUAAUAUAGUAUGUAUUUAUUGAUUAAUCUGGUUAAAACACAGAUCAUAUUUGCUGUCUUUUUUAUAGUUCAAAAUUUCGUUUUUCAACCGGUAAAAUCUUCAUGUAGUGAGGCCAUCGAUAGAAUAAAAACGAAAGGAAAUAUAACAUGUAUUUUAAUCGGAUUGUUCAUUCAUCUUGGUGUGACAAAAAAAAACCCGUAAAAUAUUAUGUGUAAAAGUGGACUUGAGCUCGUAAACAUAUACCUCAUCUCUCUGAUCUCUCGAACUGCCAUGUCUCGAGAUAGUUGGAGGGAAGGGGGGAGUGAGGGUAUGAGUUUUAUUUUGGGUAGCGAUCGUGAAUCACAGAAGCAUUAACUGUACACAAACUAUAUUAUUAUAUUAUAAGUUUGCAAGCGAGAACUACAGGCUCCAAUCGUAUCUAAAAAGAAACACAUAUCUCGACAUUUUUGCGAUGUUUUAUCUUUAAUAAGAUGAUCAUGUCCAUAUUCAGCUAAUCUCAAGUCACUCACAUGGUUACGGGUUUUCCAAAUCGUACAAGUUAGAACAUUCUACUUAUAUUUCAAGUUAUGCAAUAUUAUGUCAAUAAAUCGUAAUGAUUUUUCAAGUGCUCCAAGUUAACGAUACUCUGAACUCGAAAGUUGGAAUCGCUGUAAACAGGUAGCCUACACUUCACCAACUUCUAACCAGAUAAAAUCUCCCCUCAUAUCAAAUAAAUCAGCUACAGAAGAUCCAAAAUAAGGCAGCCCGUAUGGUAACAAGAACCAAACAACGUGUUCAUAUUACUCCAGUACUAAAGAAUCUACAUUGGUUACCUAUUGAAUCACGUAUUAACUUUAAAAUCCUCUCCUUAACGUACUUGAUUCUACAUUCUGAAGACUCUCCCCAAUGUUAUGGAAUUCUCUACCCGAAAACAUAAAAAACUCGCAAUCCCUCGUAACUUUUAAAAAAUUGUUAAAAACAGAACUUUUUAAGCAAAGUUUCAUGUACUGAUCGUGAUGAUUUUUAAAAAUUGAACUUUUAAGCAAAAUUUUAUGGAGUAUCUGUCAUGACUUUUAAAAAAAAUUGAACUUGUUAACAAUGUUUUAUGUUCCGAUUGUGAUGACUUUUAAUAACUUAACUUUUUAGCUAAGUUUUAUAUAAUGCUUGCUCUUUUAAUUUUAAUAACUUCAUAUUUCUUAAAUGUCCGUGAUUAUAUGUAUAAUUCAUUUUUUAUUUAACAAAAUGUAAUAGCGCCGCGGAGCAGUAAUUUUUACUGGAAUGCAGGCUCUUUAUAAAUUCAUUAUAUUAUUAUUAUUAUUAUGUAAACUUAGCAUGAAGAUUAUCUAUUUUUGAUCAGCAAAUCUGUUAACUCACAAAGGUCGAUUUCAUGACAGAUGUAUUCUAUUUUCAAAAUAAAAUAAAAUCCAGCCA